Hibiscus syriacus is the source of this 501-nucleotide messenger RNA. RefSeq lists its product as uncharacterized. NCBI's taxonomy places the organism in Eukaryota, Viridiplantae, Streptophyta, Magnoliopsida, Malvales, Malvaceae. The record is from RefSeq and is a predicted model, not a curated record. The transcript has 2 exons. The coding region runs from base 1 to 501 and encodes 166 amino acids.
AUGACGACUCGCGCCAUAUGGGAUGAGAUUAGAGUAAAAAUAGACAAAGUUAAUUGGCAUAAUCUAAUUUGGUUUCCUUUCCACAUACCAAAACACAACAUGAUUGCUUGGAUGGCUAUCUUGGACAGACUACCCACUAGGAAUAGGCUUCAACAAAUGGGCAUUAUAACCGAUGGCUUAUGUGUUCUGUGCAAUGAGGAUCGGGAGAUAAGAGACCACCUAUUCCUAAAAUGUCCAUUGGCGGAUUCCCUUUGGAAGGCCAUUCUGCAUCUCUCCGGAUUAAGAUCAACUUCUUUAUCCUGGAACAACUUGUUAGCAUCGAUUUCUCAUGCUUGGAAAGGUAAAUCCCUACUUAUCACUAUUUUGAAACUUGCAUGGUGUGCAUUUCUUUAUUCUCUAUUGGAGGAACGAAACAUAAGGUUGUUCAAAGGAAACUCCAUAAAUGCAGCUGAAAUUCUUAAAGCUAUCAAGACGAUUGUCGGAAUUCAACUAAGAGGUUGA